Strongylus vulgaris is the source of this 375-nucleotide messenger RNA. The record is from the annotation of a GenBank genome assembly. Lineage: Eukaryota; Metazoa; Nematoda; Chromadorea; Rhabditida; Strongylidae.
AUGGUAGCUCCAUACGGUGAUGCAGAAGUCACUCGACGAUACAUCUCUGUGUACACAGCAAUAGUCAAAAGCGACUAUGAUGCUAUACAGUAUUGGCCUUUUGCACUUCCAAUAACAUUCACUCUAAUGGCAGCGGAUCCCAGAAAGAAUUUAGAGAAGGUAUUCGUUCCAAAUCCUACGCCAGAAAAUGAGGCAUUUCUGGGAAGACCCAAAGGCGCUCGCAAUGCUGCCUUUGGAAUUCAGCGUUUUUGCGAGUUGAUGGAGUUGGAUAAUUACACUAUUCGAAAUGACUUAUUUAUUGGCGUCUUUGUGGACUUGAGCACGCUGCAACAUGCUCGGCGAGUGCCCUCCGAUCAACUUACAAAAGUUGGAUAG